AUUGGUUGGGAGGAGUUGGAACUUUAGAAAGUACAAAUCGGUCAACUCCACUUAUUAAAUUCGAAAUCGGUUCUAAUCGACACACUCCCAACCCAAAAACUAAACCAAAGAUGCCGAAGAAGAAUCAUUCCGGCGAUGGCACCGCCGCUCCCAUCGACACUUGGUGGUGGCUAUCACACAAAGGAACCACCACUUCUUUCCUCUGCAUCUCCCUCUUCGCAUUACUGAUCCGAUCCGCCGUCUCGAUGUUCCCCUACUCCGGCGCCGGAACCCCACCCAAGUUCGGAGAUUUCGAGGCUCAGAGGCACUGGAUGGAGAUAACCACAAACCUCCCAGCCAUCGACUGGUACAGAAACGGCACUCACAACGAUCUCACUUACUGGGGACUCGAUUACCCUCCGUUAACUGCUUACCAGAGUUACAUCCACGGCCUCCUCCUCCGAUUCUUCAAUCCCGACUCCGUUUCUCUUUUCAGUUCCCGUGGCCACGAAUCUUACAUUGGAAAGUUAUUGAUGAGGUGGACGGUUUUAUCGUCAGAUGCUCUCAUAUUCUUCCCAGCUGCUCUCUUUUUCGUGUUGGUGUACCAUAGGAACCGUGCCAAGAGCCAAGUGGCCUGGCAUAUUGCUAUCAUUCUAUUGAACCCUUGUUUGAUUCUCAUUGAUCAUGGUCAUUUUCAGUACAAUUGUAUCAGUUUGGGACUUACAGUGGGUGCUAUUGCUGCCGUACUCUGUGGGAGCGAGGUUCUUACUUGUGUUUUCUUCACUCUUGCUCUUAGCCAUAAACAGAUGAGUGCAUACUUUGCUCCUGCCUUUUUCAGCCAUCUACUUGGUAAAUGCCUAAGACGGAAAAAUCCUAUACUUUCUUUGCUGAAGCUUGGAAUUGCAGUCAUUGCGACAUUCGUUAUCGUUUGGUGGCCGUAUUUGCAUUCUGUGGACGACUUCUUAAUGGUUCUCUCCCGUCUUGCUCCAUUUGAGAGGGGAAUAUACGAGGAUUACGUUGCAAAUUUCUGGUGCACCACUUCCAUUCUCAUAAAAUGGAAAAAACUAUUCACAACACCAUCUCUCAAGUUUAUGAGCUUAGCCGCAACUGUAUUAGCUUCUCUCCCUUCAAUGGUUCAUCAAAUCUUUUCACCAAGCAACGAAGGUUUCCUCUAUGGCUUGCUCAAUAGUUCAAUGGCUUUCUACUUGUUUUCUUUCCAAGUGCAUGAGAAAUCUAUUCUGAUGCCUUUUCUAGCCGCAACACUGCUAGCUCUCAAAAUCCCUGACCAUUUCAAUCAUUUAACCUACUACGCUCUCUUCUCGAUGUUCCCUCUUCUCUGCCGUGACAAUCUCUUGCUUCCUUACUUAACCUUACAUUUGCUCUUUACCCUCAUCUAUCAUUCCCAGUUACCGAAAACUAAAGCUUCAUCGUUCUCCUUUACAAACUUCCCUGGUUAUGUUUUCUUACUUAGAACCCACUUCGUCAUCUCCCUAGUUCUCCAUGUCGUUUACCUGACCAUUCAACCUCCUCAAAAGUACCCUUUCCUAUUCGACGCACUGAUCAUGAUUCUAUGCUUCUCAUACUUUGUUAUGUUUGCCAUUUACACAAACUAUACGCAGUGGAAUUUCUCCAGUCAUUUCAGGUCUGCGGAUAAAGAAAAGAAACAAAUCUGAUGAUUAGAAGACAGAAGUCUUUGAGUCAGGUUGUCUAACUCUGUUCCAUUGGAACUGAGUUUAGGGUCUGCUUACUGAACCAAGUAGAAUCGAGCUAGACAUAACCGGUGGUUUAGUCAUCAGACUUUUGUACGGUAGAUUAUCUUGAGGUAAAGAUUGAGCCUUUUAUGAAAAGAAACUCUUUUAUAAGUUUUGUACUUUUUUCUAGCAGAUAGAUUAAUAUGUUCAUGUUGUUUCCUACUUUC
Messenger RNA from Brassica napus (rape), 1897 nucleotides. RefSeq names its product probable dolichyl pyrophosphate Man9GlcNAc2 alpha-1,3-glucosyltransferase. Lineage: Eukaryota; Viridiplantae; Streptophyta; Magnoliopsida; Brassicales; Brassicaceae. Bases 111 to 1652 code for a protein of 513 amino acids. Gene Ontology annotation, cellular component: endoplasmic reticulum membrane. The record is from RefSeq and is a predicted model, not a curated record. The transcript is spliced from 6 exons. Gene Ontology annotation, molecular function: dolichyl pyrophosphate Man9GlcNAc2 alpha-1,3-glucosyltransferase activity. Gene Ontology annotation, biological process: protein N-linked glycosylation.